AUGAGCUACGGUCCAGGCCAAAGCCCCUUCAUCAUGGGGGGCUUCAUCCCGGAUUCUUUCUGGGAUCCUGUGCGCGUCCCCUCCGGCCCCCCUCCGGGGCGCUGUCCCACCCUUGGGCCUCCGAUGAUUCCCCCGUCGCCGUGUACCGGCAAUUAUUCGACUCCUGGCUCAGCCCGGAGCGCGUUUUCCCGGCCCGUAACGCCCUACAACGGUGGACGUCCCCAAUGCCCGUACGCAAACUACCUCGCGCGCAUUCGAGAACACAUCGACUGCCUCACCGGAGCCGAGUUACGCCAGAUAAUCCUCUCGGUCUGUCUUAGUUCCGUUAUCCAGGAUCGCGGAGGGACGUAUAACCGAGUCUUCGAGAUUGUACGGAACAAGUGGUUGGGAACGGGAGGCAACGCUACAAUCCAGCAGGCUGGCGAGGGAUUGGGGAUUUACCUCGAACAGCUUAGUGUAGAUGAUCUAGAGGAUGUCAUCUGCAUUAUCUGCGAUCGAGACACCUCUUCCAGCACGCGCGCGCUAAUUCACAAUUUAACUAACGCUUUGGAGGACCGCGCUCUCCUCCGACGUAGCGUAUCGUAG
Molecule: messenger RNA, 585 nt
Organism: Hypoxylon trugodes
Lineage: Eukaryota; Fungi; Ascomycota; Sordariomycetes; Xylariales; Hypoxylaceae
Exons: 2
Coding region: 1-585 (194 amino acids)
Source: RefSeq, a predicted model, not a curated record